Messenger RNA from Mustela erminea (ermine), 533 nucleotides. Its product is annotated as translation initiation factor IF-2-like. The transcript has a single exon. The annotation marks the transcript as partial. The record is from RefSeq and is a predicted model, not a curated record. NCBI's taxonomy places the organism in Eukaryota, Metazoa, Chordata, Mammalia, Carnivora, Mustelidae.
GCGGCCUCAGGCCCGUCUCCUGCGGGGGGCCAGGGCCAGAGGCGGGGGAAGCCCGGGAGCCGCGGCGGCGGCGGCGGCGGCAACUCCGCUUCCCCCACGGCGGCCAAUGGGGCAGAACCACGCGAGCCUCCAAAACAGGAGGCGCUGCGGGCGGGGCUCCGCUCCCUUCGGCCGGCCUCCGCGCCGCCUCCCCUCCCCGGUGGUGGCUCCCGGAAUCCCGGCCGGGGUCAGGCCUGGGUGGCAGGUCCCCGACGCCGCACAGCCGGGGGACUUCGGGACACGGCGCGCGGGGCCUUCGAGUGCGAGCCGGGGCGCGCUCUACGUCUCCUGCAGCGGCCGCGGCCUCCGGCGCCCGGUGGGGCCCCGCCAAACACCUGACACUUGGCGAGGCGACCCGGUUCCUCUUCGACUUCACGGCCCGCAGGCGUGGACACCGCCCCUCCUCGGUCCGCUCCCACUCCCUGCCGCGGAGCAGACCGCGCGGAAGAAGCGGAUGAGCCCCGGAGUUGAUCAUAACUUGUGGGGUGCGGACG